AUGGAUUUGGCGACGCGUCCACCAUACGAAUCGGUCGACUUCAAAGACUUGGCACAGCAAGAUGAAGACUUCAAUACCGUAUGGCAAAGACAUCAAUGCAAACUCGACUUUCAGGAACCAAGUAGCACAAAAGCUAUCACAAAAGCGCUGCUGAAGGUAGAUUUUGGCCUGCACCUCGAAGUACCGGAUGACCGACUAUGUCCUCCCAUACCAAACCGCUGGAACUACGUAUCCUGGAUCCACAUCCUUCUCGAUUCCACUAAUCCCAACUACUCGAAUCGAUAUAAUCCGGAGCGGCAAGUCGUUGGUCUAGACAUCGGCACCGGCGCGUCCGCAAUCUACACCAUGCUUUGCUUGAAAUCGCGGCCUAAUUGGACUAUGUGCGCUACAGAUGUGGAUAAGAAGAGCUUUGAAUCUGCGGCGCGGAACUUGACCAUCAACAAUCUCAUCACGAGGGCAAAAUUGCUACAGACUAUAGACAGCCAGCCGCUCAUCCCGCUGCAGUAUCUUGGCCUGUACAUGCUCGAUUUCACGAUCUGCAACCCGCCCUUCUUCUCAGAUGAAGCGGAUAUGCAGCAGAGUCUGAGUGGGGAGGGGAAGUCAGUGAAACCCAACGCGGUCUGUACCGGUUCUGCCAACGAGAUGGUGUGUCAGGGUGGAGAUCUCGGCUUCGUGACACGGAUCGUUGAAGAAAGCCUUGUUUUGCGUGACAAGGUCACAUGGUAUACCAGUAUGUUUGGCAAGCUGAAAAGUGCGAAAGCGGUCGUACAAAUCCUCAAAAAGAAAGGCAUUACCAACUGGGCUGUCGGAAGUAUUGAUGUCGGCGGUGGGACGAAGCGGUGGAUUGUUGCGUGGAGUUUUACGGACUACCGACCUUCUAAUAGCGUAGCUCGCAUCGAGAAGAUUGCGAACGAAUAUCUCCCUUUUCCGACCGAAUACCGUUUCGCAUUACCCGCAAGCAUCGAUGCGAAGGCCGCAAAACAAACCAUCGAUCAGCAAGCGCGCCGUCUUCAUAUUCGUUGGACUUGGGAUCCUCAAACGGCUACGGGUGUCGGCGAAGCCGCGGGAAACGUCUGGUCACGUGCAUACAGACGUGAACAUGAGCGGAAGAAAAGAGAGCUGGCUGCAUCUGGGACUGAAGACACAGAUAUGCAUGAUAGAUUAACGGAGAUCAAGGUCGUGUUGGCUUUCAGGAUCACUAUAGUGGCAAGUACCAGGGAAGUGGUCAUCGACUGGCUGAGAGGCAACGAUCAGGUGCUUUGGGAGAGCUUCUGUGGUAUGGUGCAUCGAAGCUUCAAGAAGUCUUGA
Molecule: messenger RNA, 1308 nt
Organism: Didymosphaeria variabile
Lineage: Eukaryota; Fungi; Ascomycota; Dothideomycetes; Pleosporales; Didymosphaeriaceae
Exons: 2
Coding region: 1-1308 (435 amino acids)
Biological process (GO): rRNA base methylation
Cellular component (GO): nucleus
Molecular function (GO): 23S rRNA (adenine(1618)-N(6))-methyltransferase activity
Source: RefSeq, a predicted model, not a curated record